GUGAAAUACCACGUCCCCUCAAUUUUGCAACGUCAUCUCUCUGCGACUUGUAUCUGCAACCACCACGAACGAUGUUGUUAUUGAUGCUCCUUGACAAUAUUGAGGAUCUUGUUCUGGUGACAUGCUCAUCUUUGCUUGGCUGCUGUUGACAAAUAAUCGUAUCAUGUAGGCCAGGGAUCUCCAACCCGGUUCCUGGAUAGAGCUAACCUGGCGCUUUCUCCAGUCCAGAGAAAGGAGCAUAUGAAAGACAAGGCCAAAGAGCGAGUGAAGGGAGAAAUAGGGUCCCACAAAGGAAGAGGCUGAGCGGGGCAGGGAGAAGGAGAAGGGACGCAAAGGACGUAGCUCCACUGGGAGCAGCAGUAAGGCCCUCUCCCUGUCAGAACGUAACUCUGGCUCCAGUUCUUCCAGCGGCUCCAGUUCCUCCUCUGCCUCGAACCGCUCCAGGUCUUCCAGCUCCCGAUCCUACAGCUCCUCGGGGUCACCCAACCUCAUUCGCCGCCACAACAACAACCACCAAUGCUCGCAGUCCAAAUCCAAGGAGAGGCGUAGGAGGAGCCCCAGCCCCUGACCCACCAAGGUGUACCUGGGCCGACCUCACCAGAAACGUAAUCAAGGGACACAUCCAGGAGAUCUUCGGCACAUAUGGCAAGAUCAAAAUGAUUGACAUGCCUGUGGACAGGCUCCACCCACACCUGUUGAAAGGUUACACCUACAUGGAGUUUGAGAUGGUCGUUGAGGCAGAGAAGGGUCUCAAACACAUUGAUGGAGGUCAGAUUGAUGGACAGGAGAUCAUAGCCCCCCUCACAGGAUGCCUCCACAAUGUGGUGACGCACCCCAUCCCGCAUAAGGAGAAGGUCUCGGUCACCACGGAGACGCUCUCCGGUUCGCCGCAGAACUCGCUUGCUCCCCCGGUUGCAGACGCCACAGCUCACGCGCCAGCUCGAACUCCUCCAGGUAGAGCUGCCUGGAACCCCUGACCUCACAGCUCCCCUCCUCCCUCAUUUUCCAUUUCUUCACUGGAAAAGUUUGUAUCUGAAGUUCUACCCAGCUUCCUAUCAGUGUGUCCUUCCCUCUAAUGAUCACUGACCUCACAGGAAAAAACAUGACUAUUGAGACAGCCUUUCUCUCACCAUAGUAUAUUUUUAUUGGUCUGUAAGCAUAAUAAUAGUUGCUAGGAUACAUCUGAGGCAAGCUAGCACUGUCAAGAGGAGUGAAAUGACCCCCGACCCUCCUCUCAAGCCCUUGUGAUUUAUCCUAAAGAGCUAAAUGGUGGUUGACAGAAUUCAAAUUUUUGUGGAACUUUUAUAGUUUUGUACAUUGAGUGUUUUUUGUUUUCAUAUGCAACUGUUUUUAGUUUGAGGCCAGCUUGACAUGUGCGGCCUGAUUUUUAUUUGUCUUGACAAUAAAACGAAUGAGGCUCGGAAACAA
Messenger RNA from Oncorhynchus nerka (sockeye salmon), 1428 nucleotides. RefSeq names its product RNA-binding protein with serine-rich domain 1-like. The coding region runs from base 657 to 977 and encodes 106 amino acids. Gene Ontology annotation, cellular component: cytoplasm; ASAP complex; nucleoplasm. The record is from RefSeq and is a predicted model, not a curated record. The transcript has 8 exons. Gene Ontology annotation, biological process: mRNA splicing, via spliceosome. NCBI's taxonomy places the organism in Eukaryota, Metazoa, Chordata, Actinopteri, Salmoniformes, Salmonidae.